GCCGCUUGCUCUUCGUCCUCGCACAAAUGAAGCCAUCGGAACUCGCCUAGGCUGGUCUUGUUGUUGAGGUGCAUGCCCCUCUUAGUUGUCAGAGCUGGAAAUAGGGCAGAUCUGUCUUCCCACCGACUCCCUCCUCGCGCGUUCAUUGGUCUUGUUGCACCAGUGCGCCAGUUUAGGAGACAAGGAGCGACAACAGCAGCAGCAGUUGUAUUGCUUCGUCGCGUACAUCGUACAAGAUGGAUACGUCCGAUCUGAAUGUCGCGCUCGUAGGGGACAGCGUCUUAGAUGACCACUACUGGCUCGAUCACCCUCCAAACGACGUUCGCGCACAAACUGAACGGACUCUCAAGAUCGCCUACCCGGAUCGGAGCAUUCGAGUGGACAAUUUCGCUGUCGAUGAAUCGACCAUCUCGUGUGUCUUACGAGGGCGUGCCCCAGCAGCCCACUACAGGAAUGGCCGAAGAAAGGCGAAGAUGGAGCCGUACCCGGUGGAAGAGGAUGGCGUGGUGAGACCAUUGAAGCUCUUGCGUGAAGCCAAACCUACGCACGUGGUGCUGAGUAUCGGAGGAAACGAUGCCCGCAUCCGUUUCUUGCAAUCCCGCAACCCGGAUGUGGUUACAGAGCUCAUGAUAACCGACGGCUUCGUGGCCAACCUCCGCCGGGUGGUGGAGACUAUUCGGGCCGAGAUAACACCCAACAUCAUCCUCGUGUAUGUAUAUAUGCCCGAGUUCAAGACUUUCCCUCUGCUGAGCAUGCUGCCACCGGCACGGAUCCUACAACGCCUACUGGUAAACUUCUCCAAGUUUUUCAUCGAGCUGGCUGUGGAGUUCCACCUGCCGAUCAUCGACCUGUCGAGGACCUUUGACCCCAACAACAAGAAACACUACGGAUCCACGCCAAUCGAGCCGUCAAACGUUUCAGGGCAGUUCAUCGCCGACCUUGUCGCGCAGGUGCUGGCGCGAUUCCGGUUCGGCGAAGAGGCUGGAGGAAAGAUCUUCUCCGGCACUGGGGGCGAGUUGGUGGUUCAUGACCUCGCCCCCGAUGCCGCUGCAAGGUUCUCGUACGGGCGAGAGCUGCAGGCGUUCUUCGAUCGCAAAGCCGCCGAGAAGCCGGCUACCUCCUGUGUCAUUGGAUAACGGCAAGGGUGUCAAUUGUCUUGUUGUUUCCCUUAGGGUUGGCGCUGGUUGAUGAAACGUAACCGGUGGGUGACGGAAACUACUAUUUACUGCUGUGCCCUGAGCCCAGAAAUUGAGUAGAUUGAGUAGCGCCAACAACAGCACGAGGAAAGCCGUGCUUACAAACAAAGGUCGUUGUUGUUGUUGUUGGUGUUGAACAACUACACGUGCGAGGGAGAGCAGCGUCAGUCAAAUGUCGGAGAAUGCUUUGCUUUCGUGUGGCGGAUACAGUGGAGUCGCGCAACGCUGUUUGUGCACUGUUAGGAUCUUCAAAAGCAAGUGCACAACGCAGCAUAUCUUCCUUUUCAUGUCUACUGGUUCUACUGAUGUUUUGUGACUGGGUUCGGUUUU
Molecule: messenger RNA, 1526 nt
Organism: Ectocarpus siliculosus
Lineage: Eukaryota; Phaeophyceae; Ectocarpales; Ectocarpaceae
Source: the annotation of a GenBank genome assembly